AUUUUUUUAAAUUUCUAACCUAAAACAUUCAAAAACUAUAUAAUGUUGAAGUUAAUUAGUUUACCCUUACCGACAGUUUCGUUAAUAUUUCUAGCUGUAACAUUAAUUCCUUGUUACAUUAAAUAUAAGAAAUUAAAGAAGAAAUACAAUGAACAAGUUCUAUUUAAAGAACGACAUAAUUGUGUUGUUAUGUAUACAGCUCAGUUAGGAAUGAAAGGCUGGCCGCCUUCAGAAGCUCGUAUUUGCCCUAAUAUUAUCGAAAAGGACUGUUUAGAUAGGAUGUACGAGCCGAUACUUUACUUUAUAAACACGUCUGUAAUCACUUUAGAUAUUGCUUAUAUGAUGAUUUCGAUAAACAAGAUUUACGAUGCUUUAUUCGAGGCUCGCAAAAGAGGCGUUGAAAUAAGAUUAAUCAUGAAUUUCGAUCACUGUAAAAGUGAUCUUUCAAGUAUUAGAAAAUGCAUUAAUCAAGGUAUUAAAGUACAACUCUACAUAUCGAAGAAAACUAAUCUUGAAAGCAUCAUGCAUUACAAGUCGAUGUUAAAAGAUUACGAGGAAAACAAACAAGGAUAUGUUAUGGCCGGUUCUAUGAAUCUGACAAAGACAGCAUUUUUGGACAAUUAUGAAGACUUAGUUUUUAUGUCUGACCUUAAUAUUGCUAGAGCUAUUCAUACCAACUUUGAGAAAUGUUGGAGAUACAUCAAGACUGAAAAUGAAAAUUUAGUAAAUAAAUCCACUCUUAUGGAACUGAACAUACUGGAAGAUAAUUAGUUUAUACUCCACUUCAAAUAACGGAUGUAAGUAAUUUUAUAAUUACUUUAUAGUUGUGUUUAGCGGAUUAACAGACUAGAGGAAAAUAGAAAUUGAAAUUGCCAGAACAUAUUCAAUGUUACUGUUACUAUUUUAAAUUAGUUCAGCUAACAAGAUUUUCUAAUUUAGUUUUAAUUACUUUUACGUCUCCGUUGUUCUGAACAAUUGCGCGGAAUUAAAAAAUUUCUGAGUAAUGAAAUUUUGUGAGAAUCACACAUAAUAGGAGUUUUUAAUGAAAUACUUGAGUUUCACAAUAAUUUUUUAAUAAAAAAUAAUCUAUGUACAAUAAACUAAAUACAAAGAUAACAGUAUUUACAGGAGUAUUAAAAGAUAUAUUGACGUUCAGUAUAAAAAAGACAAAAAUGUUUUUAAAUAAUAAUUAUAAAUAUAAUUUCAAUAUAUCAUAACCAAUUAGAUAUAUUAAAGAAUACUCAAAAAAAACUCUUAAAAUUUUUGUUAAAAUUGUUAAUAAAUUAUGUUUCAUAGUUUUUAAAAUAUGUUUCAAAAACAACAAUAAUUUCAUUUUUUGUUUAGAAUGUAUAAUAGAAUAUGAAUGAAAAUAUAAGUCUUUGAAAUAUACUGAAUGCAUUUAACGAUUGCAAUCGUUGGAAGCGACAAUAAAUUAGCCCCAGUCACAUGUAAAAAAACCAAAAAUAAAUUGGUGAAAGUGCGUAUACAAAUAGUAGGUAUAUUUGUUUAUAAAUUGCGGGGAUCGAAGCUUAUAGUAAAUAUUUGUGAAUCUGAAGGAUCCUAUUUUUUGUGUACUAUAGGUUCACUACAAUUUUCAGCACUGAAUUUUUGCUCCCUUGAUUUGUAUUACUUAUGUGAAAGAGACUCUAGACCCACGAGGUAUUUUCGUUCCAACUUCACAUACCUCUAACAAUGAGUCAUUUAUCUUUUUAUUAUUACCUAAAAUGUGGUUCACUGGUUUAGUAAUAAUCGGUAAUACUUAUAUACCAAUUUACAAUCAGUUUUGUUCUUAUUUAACUAAUUAUAACUAGGUUUGUUCCAAUAACAGACAGAAGCAUUUAGCAUAGAUAGAAUUGGUUUGGGCGUCAUCUUCUGCUAAUAAUUAAUUUCUACAUUUAAAGUUAAUAAUUAUGAAGGAUUUUUUGGCAAUUGUAUCACAAAAUAUUUAUACACCUAAAUGUUACGAGCAAGUUCUGAAUGAAAUGUAAGUUUACCAUUACACUAAAAUCUGAUUAUUUCUGAGAGGAGGAACAAACCCAUCGGAAAAACCAAACGGUUAGCGGAGGAAUUGGUCAUGCAUGAUUGAAUACUCGGAACAUCCAAUGAUUUUUUUCUAAACAUUUAAGUACAACAUCUUUUUCCGCCCAUUCAAAUAUCUCACGUUGUCCCCCAUUCGAACGGUAAGCGGCCUCAGUUCUUCUCGGAUAUCGUGCCUAAAGUACUGGUCGCGGGCUUAUCGGGCCUGUCCUCCGAACCGAACGUGGCCAACGGAUUCACCGUGAUGUUGGGGCGAGAUUUCGCCGGCCCUUCCAGGAAGAACGUCUCCAUGGUUCCUUUACCUUUGACUUUUAUGGUGCCCCUGCAUCUGGUCGGGUAACCCUUUGCUUGGAGGAUCUGGUUCACUUCCCUUGUUAU
This is a messenger RNA of Phyllotreta striolata, 2415 nucleotides long. NCBI's taxonomy places the organism in Eukaryota, Metazoa, Arthropoda, Insecta, Coleoptera, Chrysomelidae. The record is from the annotation of a GenBank genome assembly.